Kluyveromyces marxianus DMKU3-1042 is the source of this 2283-nucleotide messenger RNA. RefSeq names its product Cbf2p (gene CBF2). The record is from RefSeq and is a predicted model, not a curated record. Gene Ontology annotation, molecular function: DNA binding. Lineage: Eukaryota; Fungi; Ascomycota; Saccharomycetes; Saccharomycetales; Saccharomycetaceae. The coding region runs from base 1 to 2283 and encodes 760 amino acids. The transcript has a single exon.
AUGGCUAAAAUUGAAUCUCUACUCAAGGAAUUGCCUACGAGGACGGCGCAUUUGUACCGCAGUAUAUGGCAUAAAUACACUCAGUGGCUUCAGGAACAGAAUCAGGAUGAAGUCGCCAAUGAUCUCGAGUAUGUUCUCUCCUAUAAACUCAUCACGACGUAUAUCGUGUCUCAUGACGAUAUAUCCAAGGAUCCUAGUCUUGUGUGCGAGGCAUUGAUAUGGUUUGCUCGCGCGUUGGAGGUUGAUGAACAAACCGUCACCCAGCUUCGAGAAUGGUUGCAUUGCCUCGUGAAAGUGUUGAGUUAUGACUCUUCGAACAUGGUUCAUGUGUUACAGAAAAUAUCGAUCAAUCUUUGGAAUCCAAACACGGAUUCUUUGCAAUCGAAACACUUCAAGACAUGCCAAGAUAAACUAAAAUUGCUGCUUGAUUUCCAAUGGAAGUUCAGCACCAAUCUCUCAUUCGAAGAUAGAACUUCCGUUUCGUUAAAAGAAAUUAAGUGCAUUCAUGAUCCAGAAAAUAGAAAGUGUGGGUUGGCUCAUACAAGCCAGCCCAACUUCGUGCUUAUACCAAACUUUGACUCUCCAUUCACCUGCCCCGUCUUUACAAUGGCAGUGUAUUAUUAUUUACGUUUUCAAGGCGUUAAAAAAUACUAUAAAGGGGAUGGCUACGACGUUCUAUCAGAGUUCGAGCAUAUACCUAUCAUUAGAGGCAAAUCCUUAGAUCAAUAUCCAAGAGAAUUGACGGUCGGAAAUUGGUAUCCAACAAUAUUUAAGUAUUGUGAACUUCCUUAUACCAAAAAAAACUGGUUCCAAAGAAACCCAGAGUGGCCUGAAUUUCCAGAUAUGAGCAAGAUUCGCUCUACUCCUCUGGAAAGAUCAUCACGAGGUCAAGGUCAAAAUGAAUCUGGUGUUUCCUUUACUGAUUCGGAUUCAGGUUCUGAUACAGAAUAUACAUUCGGUAUUCCUAAUUUUAUGAUCGAAAAAAUGAAUCGUUCAAAAUUUCAACCAUGUCCUAAUGUUCGCAUUCAACUCUUCCCAACGGAUCUACCUGCCAACCUUCAGCCUGUUUUUGAUCUUCUAAAUUCUGUCCUUGUGACUAAUCUUCCUCUUCUUUACAAAGUUUUCCCAAGCCAUGAUAUCUUUAUGGACCCAACACUCAAAACUCCACAAAACAUUGCUUUCCUAAUGGGAAACAGAACUCUGGACAUUGAGUCCCAACAAAGCAUACUCUCAAUGGUAAUAGAUAAGAAGGGUAUCGCCUCUGAGCUAGCACCUACCUUGAUUAAGUCGGAUCCCAAUGAAAACGGCUUGUUGACAUACCGCAGUCCAGAAGUUCCUGAGAAUAUAACGAAUUCGCUGGACGAAAUUAAAUCAGAAUUACAAAAUAUGAUACAAUUACAGUCAUCUGUGGGAUUUUCGCAACUUAUCACAGUUUUAUUGGAGAUUUUUCAAAAAUUGGACAUCAAAAGAUCAAGUAAGCAGUUCGUUAUUGAGCUACUACAAUCGUGUAAAAACGAUAUGAAAAGGGCUCUUAGUAACCCAGAUCCAAACUAUAUAUUGCUGAAAAGCGAUGAUAACGGGAAUAAUCUUGGUGCAUUAAAUGACUCUUCGCCAGAGCUAGAAAAUGAGAAUAAUAUAUUUGAAUCAAUGGAUGAACAAGGGCCAUUGAGGAAAAAAUCUAGGCCGAACUACGCAGAAGAUCCUCCUUCAGAUGACGAAAAUAUGGAAGAACUUGCUCAACUUGUUAAUCAACUUAUCACCAGGAAACUAAAUGAGAACUUGGCACAGCAAACAGAUCGAAUCAUUAGUUCAAUACAACCAAUGUUAAGGGAUAUGGUUCGUGAGGAAAUUUCACUUGCUUUAAACACCUCUAAUACAGAGCAUUAUUCCGAGAGUAAUAAUGAUACUAAAGAGAAAACUAGCAAUAAAAGUAAAAAUUCUAUUAGUCCUUCUUUUAGUACUGAAAAUGAUUUUGAAAUGAAACCAGAGUGCAAUGAUAUACAAUCUAUUAUUCUCGAAUGGUUCACACCAAAUCCAGAAUGUGUUCAUUCGAUGAAUAAAAAGUACGGUAAUAAAUGGCGGCUUUCGGAUCCAAAUAAAUCUCUCUAUAAGAUGAGAAAACCAAUCGUUCAAUAUUACAUUCAUUUGAUUAAUGAAGAGAAACUCAAUAAAUUUGAUGCUUUCAAGAGAUUGGAAUUACUUCUUGAUCGCUAUGGGACUAUUCAAACAUUAUCGGAAAUCCUGGAGUCAGAAAAGAAGAAUUCUUAUGCAUCGGUCACGUGA